AUGAAAUACAGUGAGAUAUCCCAUUUCAGCCACCCGCAACACAAGCUGAGAUUUGAGUACUCAGAAUUCCCCUUCAAAUGUGAUGGCUGCAAGGAGGUAGGCAUAGGGUCGCGUUACAAAUGCUCCAUCUGUGACUUCGACCUUCACAUGCACUGUGCCAUGAUAACCUCCCCCACUUUGUUCCACCCUUUCUACACCAAAUGCACCUUCCAGUUCAUGUCGAAACCCCCAGGUGACACACCUCGUUACUGCAACGCAUGCGAGAAGGACGUGAGUGGGUUCGUGUACCACUGCAAAGCAUGCGGCUUUGACCUCCACCCUUGUUGUGCGAAGCUCCCAAUGGUCCUUGAUGACGGUGAAGUGAAGCUGUACUUGUACAGGAAAGUGAGUUCAUCCUGUCACCGUUGUGGGAGAAAGGGGCGAAGCUGGAGUUACAGGUCAAAGUGCAAGAAGUACAAUCUGCAUGUGGCGUGUGUGAGAGACAUGUUGGUGGAGAAUUGGCACGAGGUGUAUGUUGGACGGUGCAAAGGAAGGAAUGUGGAUAGCAACGUUCCUCGUCUGAAGAACACACUGUACACUCCUCACAACAGUAGUAGGAGUAAAGGGAAGGUGAAGAAGUGUUGUGAAAUUGCUGGUUUGGCUGUGCAGGUUGUGAUAUCAGCAGUGUUGGGAGAUCCAACGGCUCUCAUUGCAGGCAUUGUGGGGUCCUUCAUGUCCCGGGCUGCAACAUAA
Messenger RNA from Sphenostylis stenocarpa, 732 nucleotides. Lineage: Eukaryota; Viridiplantae; Streptophyta; Magnoliopsida; Fabales; Fabaceae. The record is from the annotation of a GenBank genome assembly.